Molecule: messenger RNA, 720 nt
Organism: Homarus americanus (American lobster)
Lineage: Eukaryota; Metazoa; Arthropoda; Malacostraca; Decapoda; Nephropidae
Product: embryonic protein DC-8-like
Exons: 2
Coding region: 1-720 (239 amino acids)
Source: RefSeq, a predicted model, not a curated record
AUGACGAUCACAAAAAACAAAAGACGAUCACGAGAGACAAACAAAAGACGAUCACAAGAGACAAAUGAUGAUCACAAAAAAACAAAAGACGAUCACAAGAGACAAAAGACGAUCACAAGAGACCCAACACUGAACAGAAACACAUCACGCUCGACGCCACACUGGAGCAGAAACACAUCACGCUCGACGCCACACUGGAGCAGAAACACAUCACGCUCGACGCCACACUGGAGCAGACACACAUCACGCUCGACGCCACACUGGAGCAGAAACACACCUCACGCUCGACGCCACACUGGAGCAGAAACACAUCACGCUCGACGCCACACUGAGGCAAAACACCUCACGCUCGACGCCACACUGGAGCAGAAACACCACGCUCGACGCCACACUGGAGCAAAACACAUCACGCUCGACGCCACACUGGAGCAGAAACACCUCACGCUCGACGCCACACUGGAGCAGAAACACCUCACGCUCGACGCCACACUGGAGCAGAAACACCUCACGCUCGACGCCACACUGGAGCAGAAACACAUUACGCUCGACGCCACACUGGAGCAGAGACACAUCACGCUCGACGCCACACUGGAGCAGAGACACAUCACGCUCGACGCCACACUGGAGCAGAGACACAUCACGCUCGACGCCACACUGGAGCAGAGACACAUCACGCUCGACGCCACACUGCAUCCCGUGUGGCCAGUAGGUGAGGUGUAG